GGUUCUUGGUUUGAAGGGUGGACGAGGAAAUGGCGUCGUCGAGCGAUAGCGAGAGCGAGAGGGAGAACGGGGAGGACGAGCUCGCGGCUGUGGAGGUGGCGCUCGCCGCGAAUCCGGACAGCUACGAGGCGCACGAGCAGUAUGUCGCUGCUCUUCGCAAGGCUGGGCAUCUCGACCGGCUCAGGGCCGCGAGGGAGGCCAUGAACGCCUUGUUCCCGAUACCCGGGAGAAUGUGGCGGGAAUGGGCCAGGGACGAAGCAAAUCUCUUGGACGGGAGCGAUAUAUCGCCGGUGGUGGAGUUGUACGAGCGCGGGCUCAGGGAGUACUUGGACGUGCCACUCUGGCUGGAUUACUUGGAGUUUGUAGAGGACAGGGACCCAGGAGUUUCACAGUGCACACCUCAGGGGCUUCAGAAAAUGCGAGAGCUUUACGAGAGAGCCAUCACUGCUUCUGGGAUUCACGCGACGGAGGGUUCGGCGAUUUGGGAGGCUUAUCGCGAGUUUGAACAAGCUGUUUUGCUGACUAUGGCCGAAUAUACCGAUGGUGACAAGGAAAAGGAAAAACAAGCUGGACGCGUGGAGAGCCUGUUUCACAGGCAGUUAGCAGUACCGCUUAGUAAUCACGCUCCUACGCUGAAUGACUACAUAGAGUGGGAACGGGAGCAAGGGAAAACUAUUGGAAGUCUCGAAGACAAGUUUGCUGGGGUUGAUGCCAACGUGUUGGCAGCGUAUAAAAAGGCAGAAUCAGGAUGGCUAGAGUGCAAAGUCUUCGAAAACAGUCUAAGUGGAAAACCUGCAGACGCAGAGCUUCUUCAGAACUAUUUGAUUUAUAUUGACUUCGAGCAGAAAAAAAGUAAAAGCGACCCAGCUAGAGUCCAGGUUCUUUUUGAACGUGCAGUUACAGCUUUCCCAGUGAGUAGUGAUUUGUGGCUGAAAUACACCGGUUACCUGGAUCAGAAGCUAAAGGUUGCAGUGGUCUGCAAAAAUGUCUACGCAAGGGCAGUGCGCAAUUGCCCAUGGGUUGGUGAGCUAUGGAGAAAAUAUUUGUUGACAUUAGAGCGUUUCAAUAGCUCGGAUGAAGAAAUGUCUGAGGUAUUUGAGCAGUCAAUGAAGAGGGGUUUCCAAACGCCCAGUGAGUAUCUCGACGUCUUCUUAACGCGGGUGGAUGGCUUGAGAAGGCAAAUGGCCUCUGUUGAGCGUUUACGUGAAGUAUUUCAGCGUGCCGCCGAUUUACUGGCAAACUACUUUCCGGACUUUGUAGAUCGGUCAUUGCGACUGCAAGGAUACUGGGCACGCAUGGAAGUUCGCUUAGCGAAGGAUAUCAGCGCGGCCCGAAGCAUUUGGGAGCGUUUGGUUAAAUCCAGCGGAUGGAUGACUGAAGUUUGGCAAGGGUACAUCAACAUGGAGCUUGGACUGGAAAAUAUAAAUGAAGUUCGAGCGCUAUAUAGGAAAUGCUACUCUAGAAAGCUCGAAGGGAAUGGCUCGAAGGUAAUCUGCGAGGGAUGGCUGCAAUUUGAACGCGAGUUUGGAACAUUGGAAGACUUUGAGAAAGCUUCCUUAAAGGCUGGACAAAGGCUAGAAGAAAUACAGUCAAUAGAGGCUGUUCAAGAUACGGAGGAGUUUAAAGAGCCAAGGAUGAAGCAUGAACGGGGCAAUCAGGAAAGCUCGGCGCAAGCGGCGAAACGUAAAAGGCCUAAAGAUGUAAAAGAGGAGAAAAAACGACAGAAGGUUGCUCCUAAACGUGAACCUGGCAAGCUGCAUUCUGAAGCCAAGAUGGCUACGAAUGAAGGAGACAGGGAUGCAUCUGAGCGUGAGAAACCAAACGAACAAGGCCAGGCCCCUGCGACAACUGAUGGAAGAGGAGAAGCCGCUACGCAAUUCAAGAAGAAUCGUGUCUUCACAGAUGAGCUGACUGCAUUUGUUUCAAACAUCGACCUGGAGCUGACGGAAAAGGAGCUAAAAGAGUUUUUCGCUCCCUGCGGUGGGCUCAAGGGUGUGAGACUGUUGAGGGACCGGAACACAAGGCGUUCUCGAGGGCUCGCGUACAUAGAUUUCGAAAACGAGGAGAAUCUCGCAGCCGCUAUCAGCAAAAACAGGACCAAGCUGGGUGCCCGCAAAGUCAGCGUAGCGCGUUCCAAGCCAAAGCCAAAGCAAGAAGAUGUUUCAGGUGGUAGUGAAAAGGUAGAGCGGGAUAAGAUCAAACCUCUCGGGUGGCAAGGCUCGGCCCCCAAAAGUGACGAGGCCCUCAAUUCCAACGAGGAAUUCCGGAAGACGCUUCUCAAGUCCAAGGAAAAAGUUGUAACUUGAUUUAGUGUGCUCUCAAACUGAUUGUAAAAACUUGGAACUAGUGCCAGCUAAUGUGACAAUGGAGGAAAAGAGAGUUCUUCGAACAACUUGGACCUUGCUUUGACAUGUCAAAACUCUCGUCCAUUUCCAACAGCUAGUCAAGUCUCAUUAGAAAUCCCACUGUCGAAGGACAUUCCACUAA
Molecule: messenger RNA, 2487 nt
Organism: Selaginella moellendorffii
Lineage: Eukaryota; Viridiplantae; Streptophyta; Lycopodiopsida; Selaginellales; Selaginellaceae
Product: squamous cell carcinoma antigen recognized by T-cells 3
Exons: 16
Coding region: 30-2306 (758 amino acids)
Biological process (GO): RNA processing
Cellular component (GO): nucleus
Molecular function (GO): RNA binding; protein binding
Source: RefSeq, a predicted model, not a curated record